AUGGGUCUAUCUCUGAUCAAUUUAGACCGACCUGUGGUAUUCGUCAGGGAGAUCUCUUAUCUCCUUAUUUGUUCUUGUUCUGUAUGGAUGUCCUCUCUAGAAUGCUUCAGUUGGGGAAAUGAUUUAGGUUUCUUUCAAGGUAUUCGACUUACGAGAGGUGGCCCCCAGAUGACACAUCUUUUCUUUGCUGAUGAUGUACUUCUCUUUUUUAUUGCUACCACUGAUAGUUGCUCCCAGUUGGUGAAAGUUCUUAACAGGUUCUGCGGGAUUUCAGGUCAACAACUUAAUUUACAAAAAUCUCAUUUUAAAAUUAGUCCUAAUACCCCUGUAGCUGACCAACAAGGUUUCAAAGAUAUUUUUAAGAUGCAAUUGGUUCAAAAUUUUGGAAUGCAUCUUGGAGUCCCAGUUGAUUUGGUAGGGAAGAAGCAUACUAAUUUUCAGUUCUUAGUUAACAAGGUUGCCGGUAAGAUUUCAGCUUGGAAUUCUUGUCAUCUGCCUCAACCUCAAAAGUUGAUCCUUAUCAAUUAUGUUCUUAUUGUUAUGGUUUCCCAUAUUUUUAAUUGUAUGGAAGUUCCUCUUUCCAUAACGACCAAGCUUGAUUCCAUUUUAACUCGGUUCUUUUGGGCUGGUAAGUCAAUUAAAGAGAUUCACUGGGUUAGUAAGAAAGUUCUCCAGCUUCCUAAAGGUCUAGGUGGCCUGGGCAUUCGAAGUGCUUCAUGCUUGAAUAAGGCCUUACUUAUGAAGCACGUUUGGCGUUUAAGUAGUAAUUCUCAAUCUAUGCUAUCUGCUACAGUUGACCGUAAAUUCUUGAAACCUUUGCAUAUUGGGAUACAAGCUUUGUUGGUCGGACGAUGUCUCUCCUGGGAUAUGCGGGGCAUGGGAAGAGCUUUCAACAAUGUUCUUAGAGCUAAGGAUUGGAAAGUCCAUCAUUUCAUUCAUCCUCUGGGUGCGGGUUGGAAUCAUGAGAGGAUCCAGACAGCCUUUGAAUUCCAAGAUGCUCGCAAAAUAGUUGGUCUUGAACUUCCAACUUCGGAUACUGAAGAUUUUCUUUAUUGGGACUUUCAUAAAUCGGGUAAAUUUACGGUUAAGACUGCCUACGCUAUGCUAGCAGUUGAGGAAUCUUCUGAUAUGAUAAAUGUGCCACAAAAUAACAUUUAUAAGAUGCUUUGGUCUUCGGGUAUCCAUCCUAAGUGGAAAUUAUUUGUGUGGAAACUUCUUCAUAAUGGCUUGGCAACCAAAGUCAAUCUAGGGAGGAAAGGUAUCCAGGUCUCGAUCUUCUGUGAUGUUUGUGGGUGUGACGAAGAAGACAUACAACAUCUCUUCCGGUUAUGUAACUCUGCGCAACAGGGGAUGAGUGAACAUGGUUUUCUUCUGCAUCGAAAACACCCAAAUAUAGGGUUUCUACAUCCUCCAGAGGAUACUUUAGUUUUUCCACCAGGUUUUUUCAGGGCUAUCAUCUCGGGUAUGGAAGACCAGGGUGCUCCAGCUAUAAUCUUGGUGGAUGGUUCGUGGCAUAAGAUUACUGGGAAUGCUGGAAUGGGUUGGGUUCUAGAUGGUAAAUAUCUGCAGGAGGGGAGAAUUUUGGGAGGAGCGCAGCCAGGCACUUCUCAUUCGGCUUUGCAAACAGAGGCUACAACUUGUCUUCUAGGUUUAUGGUGGGCGUCUCAGUCUUUGAUAACAAGAGUUACAAUUUUAACUGAUUCACAUCGGUUAGUUGAACUGUUGCGAGUGGAUGCGAUGUUAGAUGUGCAGAUCAUGUGGACAGUUGCGGAAAUCAAGAAAGUGGGGAAAACCUUUUCUUGGUGUUGCGUCAACAAGGUUGAUCGUCAACAAGUGCACAAGGCCCGUGAGCUAGAAACUGCAGCGUCUACUUCUCAUUUGUGUUUUAAUAAUUUUGCAUAG
Molecule: messenger RNA, 1902 nt
Organism: Spinacia oleracea (spinach)
Lineage: Eukaryota; Viridiplantae; Streptophyta; Magnoliopsida; Caryophyllales; Amaranthaceae
Exons: 3
Coding region: 1-1902 (633 amino acids)
Molecular function (GO): RNA-DNA hybrid ribonuclease activity; nucleic acid binding
Source: RefSeq, a predicted model, not a curated record